This is a messenger RNA of Aaosphaeria arxii CBS 175.79, 1026 nucleotides long. RefSeq lists its product as uncharacterized. NCBI's taxonomy places the organism in Eukaryota, Fungi, Ascomycota, Dothideomycetes, Pleosporales. The annotation marks the transcript as partial. Gene Ontology annotation, cellular component: nucleus. The transcript has a single exon. The record is from RefSeq and is a predicted model, not a curated record.
AAAUGGUUGCACAGUCUCCCAUCACAGUCAUCGUCGAUAGCAUUCGCGGCCAGAACAUCGCAUUCACCGCGAGCAAAGAUGCACCUCUGUCUUCCAUCUACGAGACGCUCCACGAACGCGCGCCAUGGAUCGAAAACUCAAGCUACAUCCUUACAACAAAUUCCCGAAGGGUCAUAUCCCACAGCUCCGAUCCCGUCUCGACGCUCCUAGCAUCUAAUGCAGACACUUUCCUCCCGCUCCGACUCACAGUGCCGCUAUGCGGUGGCAAGGGAGGUUUCGGUUCCAUCCUAAGAGCACAAGGUGGCCGGAUGUCCAGUCGCAAGAAGAAGAACCAAGCCGAUGCCAACGCCUCAUCCCGAAACCUCGAUGGACGCAGAUUGCGCACAGUCGCUGAAGCUAAGGCGCUUGCUGAGUACCUCGCAAUCAAGCCCGAGAUGGAGAGGAAGGAGAGGGAGGAACGCAAGAAAAAGUGGGAAGACAUCGUGGCAAGCACGGAACGCAAGCAGGAGGAGCUCAUGUCCGGAAGAAAUAAAGUCAGACUAGACGGGCAAUGGGUCGAGGACAAGGAGGAAGCGGAGGCCAAGACUAGGGAGGCCAUCGAGAAGAUGAUGAUGGCCCAGAAGGAAAGCUCGGAAGACGACGACGAUAUUGAAGCCCCGGCUGCCUCAUCAUCGAAGGCCGCUGCGCCAAGGGCCAUGUUCGGGUGGGAUGACGAGGAUGAUGAGUUUAUGAGCGAUAGCGAGGAAGAGGAUGUGUCCGAGGAGGAAACCAAAGUGCAGUUCGAGGGCAAGGGCAAAGGGAAGGCUGCAUAAAAUUGUUACAUGUGGGGAAAGGCAUGCUCUUAGCAGGGAACCGCAUUGUGAAGGUUGGCGUUUUGGAAACUUCUGUUUUAUUUUUGAUACCCCUAGUUUCCCGUCUUCAAUCCAAUUUCAACGGGAUCUCAUUCAUCAAUGACUAUAUCUCAUGUUAACUCCAUGCCCACUCCCUCUUUCCUUUUUUCACUAACUCAUUUUGUUAUCAAUCUCA